Messenger RNA from Nilaparvata lugens (brown planthopper), 1321 nucleotides. RefSeq lists its product as uncharacterized. The annotation marks the transcript as partial. Lineage: Eukaryota; Metazoa; Arthropoda; Insecta; Hemiptera; Delphacidae. The record is from RefSeq and is a predicted model, not a curated record. The transcript is spliced from 3 exons.
UAAUACUCUGAGACACCUCAGUUGCGAUCUGCAUCUAUCUGAGGCAGGACUUUGAACACUUGAGCAUGCGUCCUGCGUCAAGGGUUUGUAGUUUUAGAGCAUUGUGAAACCGGUGUACGGUACUCAACAUAUUGAGAAAAUCGUUUCAGUUUGCCCAAGUGAGAUUCCGCGACUCUCCUAAAAAUAAAAUAUUUUGUCUAUUGAAAGUGUUAAAAUAUCCAGAAUUGUGUUGAGUGUUUUCAAUUGUGACAGAAUUCGUGUGUAGGGAGUUGUGAUAAAUAUCCAAUUCUAAGUACUGGUACUCUCUGAAAAAUAUUUCGAGUAGAAAUAACAAAUUUUAAGUACCGGUAACGUUCAUUGUGUGAGAGUUAUUCGUGGUGACAAAACUGGCAACUCUUUUUGUUGAAGGAUUUUACAUUUGAAUAGCUUAAAUAUAGCUUUAUGGUGAAAAAGAUUAUGGUGAAUGAAAAGAUUUAAAUAUUAUAUUCGGCGACUGUGAUGGAUUUUCUGGAAAACUUCGAGAUGUGCUGAAAAACGUCGGGGCAGUUUUUUCUAGCAGUGUAGAUAGUUUUUAACCAUAAAUUGGUGAUUGCUCCAUACUUCUGGAUAUAACUUUGCACUUCUGAAUAUAAUUCCUGUCAACAGGAGUAAAAAUUAUUGGAUUAUCAUCCCAUCUUAAAUUAUAAAAGAAAAAUGGAGGUCAUAGUUCAUAUGCUUCUAGUCUGUUUGGUGUCAACGGUUUCAAUCUCAGAUGCACGUAAUACCGGAAAACCCCUCUACCACCACAUCAGUGCUCCAGACUAUGUCUCGAAGGACAGAGGAGUGGAAGAAGCGUCCAAUCAAAACCACACUGCCAUUCCCAGUACCGAAGCCAAGAGCGUAACAGCUGAUUUUCCCGGUGGAAUAGCAGCUGAUACGACCACUCUUACUGCUGAAACAUCAGCAAAAACCCAGAGAUGGGUUGACAUCAAAACAUCUGUGAAAAGUCAGAGAUGGGAUGAUAGUAAAACUUCAACUCCAGUACAGAGUCAAAGAUCGGGUGAGACUUCAACUACAGUACAAAGUCAGAGAUCGGUUGAGACUUCAACUACAGUGAAAAAUCAGAGAUUGGCGGAUACUGAAACUUCAAAACCAGUGCUAAGUCAGGGAGCGGUUGAAACUACAAGUUCAAGUGAGAAAUCGACUGAUGCGCAGCUAGGGGUGCGCACACGCUACAAUAUAGACGGAUAUGAGCAUUUAUUUAAUGAUACCAAUUCAACUGAUGGGCAGCAGGAUGAUGGUGUGGAAUUCCAGCAUCAUUCGUUCCAUGGAGAUUCAACAG